AACCAAAUUUCUCUCUCUCUCUCUCUCUCUCUCGUUUUCUUUGGCAGCUUCUUCUUCUCGUCUGUAACUAUAUUUAAUCGUAUAGCUCUCGGACAUGUCCACGGACCUUGAUCUCCGGCGGACUCUGUUAGGAAUUGUGCGCCGUCCGGCGAGCAAGCUUCAAAUUAGUAAUCCGCGGCCGUCGACGUCGAUGGCGGACGGCGGCGGUGUAGUUGAUCAGAAAGAGAGAAGCAGCAGCGAUGACGGUGCCGAAGAUCAAUGCUGCCGCACGCCGACCUCCGUGGAGAACAAGAUUCCGGCGCUGCUUCAAUGUCCGCCGGCGCCGCGGAAGCGGAAGAGACCUCCGACUUGUAGAAGAAGACUAAUGGAGCUUGAAUUCGUCGAGAUCGUGAGUAGAGAAGAGAUCGAACCGUAUUUAGCCUCGAGUUUCGAGCACGAAGACAGAGUUAAAUCGGCGAAGAGAAGUUUCUGUUCGAUUGAGAUGGCGAAGGCGAAUUCCGGUUGUUACGUAAAAUUUCGAUAAGAUAUUGGCUGAUCUGUUUGGUUGUUUUGACAUUUUUCGUGUUGAGUGAUUGACACGACUUCGGGAUCGAUAAACUUCCAUUUUUUAUUUUUGUAAUUUUUUUGUUCUCACGAUGAGAGAGAAAGAGAAAGAGAGAGAGUGUACUGAAUCUGAUGGACUAAGAAUGAAGAA
This is a messenger RNA of Momordica charantia (bitter melon), 694 nucleotides long. RefSeq lists its product as uncharacterized. Gene Ontology annotation, biological process: regulation of DNA endoreduplication. Lineage: Eukaryota; Viridiplantae; Streptophyta; Magnoliopsida; Cucurbitales; Cucurbitaceae. The record is from RefSeq and is a predicted model, not a curated record.